This is a messenger RNA of Ixodes scapularis (black-legged tick), 1518 nucleotides long. RefSeq lists its product as uncharacterized. The transcript has a single exon. The coding region runs from base 1 to 1518 and encodes 505 amino acids. The record is from RefSeq and is a predicted model, not a curated record. NCBI's taxonomy places the organism in Eukaryota, Metazoa, Arthropoda, Arachnida, Ixodida, Ixodidae.
AUGCACAAGCUACUUGCUGUGUACUUCACGUUGCUGAACCUACAUCCAAGACACAGGUCGCAGCUACGGUUCAUAUACCUAGUGCUCCUGGUGAAGUACGACGACGUACAUCAGUAUGGUUUGGACAACGUCCUGAGCCCCUUGAUCAGUGACCUCAAUGAACUGCAAGCAUACGGACUUAAGUUCAUGAGCAAAGAAGCAGCACAGAAUGCACUGGUCUUUGUAUUCUGUGUAUGUGGUGACAACUUGUCUAUGAAUCGCCUUGGGGGCUUCUCAUGUUGCUUUAGUCGGGGCAGGGUGUGCCGGUUUUGUAUGGCAUUAUCUGAAACAUUGUCAGUGAUAACAACAGAGGAUUUCUGUACCCUGCGGUCGGCUCAGGCACACGAGCAACAUCUGAAAGCUGUGGCUGUGAACCCAAAGUUAAAUAGAAAACUGUAUGGUGUGAACGACCGCUCCCCAAUGCUGGAGCUGCCAUACUUUGACGUGACGCGACAGUUACCCCCCGACCUCAUGCACGACAUUCUAGAAGGAGGCUUCGAGUCCGUUCUUCGCCCAAUACUGAAGGCGUUAGUUGAGGGAGGGGUGCUGUCGUACAGUGACAUGGACCGCAUCGCUUCCUUUGCAUAUGGGUGGAACGACAAGAAAAACAAACCCGUCGCAAUGAACAGAAGCUUUCUAACAAGCAAAGCAAACUUGAAGGGAACUGCAUCAGAGAAGUGGUGCCUUCUGCGACUCCUGGGUUUGAUUCUUGCCGAGCUGAUUCCAGAAGGUGACGCGGACUGGGAAUUGUUCCUCCAGUUUCGGGAAAUUGUUGACAUCAGCUUUGCUCCUGUCGUGCCCAGCGGGUACCUUCCUUACUUGGAGACAACUGUGCAAGCGUUUCUUGUGGAGUUUGCGCAGCGGUAUGGAAGCACAGUCAUCAUUCCCAAGCUUCAUUACCUCAUUCAUUAUGCCAGAAUGAUUCGUGAGGUUGGACCACUACAGCAGUUUUGGUCUAUGAGGUUUGAAGCCAAACAUCAAUAUUUUAAAACCCUCGCCUCACGGAUCAAGAACUUCCGAAACAUAACUCUGACCUUGUCCAAACGACAUCAGCUAAUGCAAAGUCACCAGCUCAAGGAGCUGUCAUCAGAUGCUCAGCUCAUGGCCCCAUCUGGCAAGCCUGUUGACCAGAGUGCUCUGCCACCUUCUGUUCAAGACGUGCUGCCACUGAAUGCACGCCAGGUGUCGCAUGCAGCAAUCGACCACCGCGAGUACCGGUGCGGUGAUAUCCUUGUGAAGGCUGCACAGGACGUUGAACCAGAGUUCUGUGGAGUUGAAGCCCUGUAUGUUGCAUCAGGCAAACUGUUCAUUUUGGUUGAGUUGUUAACCGAUGAAGGCUUCGACAGGCACAAGUUUUGCCACCGUGUGGGCAAGUCAGGGCACCUAAAACUUGUGGACGCUGAUGAUGAUCAGACGCUCCACUGUGCUCUAGAUCUGUAUAAUGGUAGUGAGGUUGUUGUCAAAUGGGAAGUGCUUUAA